AUGUAUUCCAAAUCAGUUGUUGUUUUAGGUUUAUCAGCUCUUGCUAUGGCCCAACAAGCCAAUGUUAUUUCCCAAAUUGGUGAUGGUCAAAUCCAAGCUUCUCAAGCCACUGGUGGUCAAGGUGGUGGUGCUUCUGCUCCUCCAGCUGCUCCAGCUUCUUCUGCUCCUCCAGCAGGUGGUAAAGGUUCAAGUGCUCCAGCUGCUCCAGCUUCCUCAGCUCCUCCAGCCGGUGGCGAAGGUUCAUCUGCUCCACCAGCAGCUCCAGCAUCAUCAGCUCCUCCAGCAGGUGGUUCAAGUGCCCCAGCAGGUGCUCCAUCAAGUGCUCCUCCAGCUGCUGCUGCUUCAUCAGCUCCUCCAGCCGGUGGUGAAGGUUCAAGUGCCCCAGGUGGUGCUCCAUCAAGUGCUCCUCCAGCUGCUGCUGCCUCAUCAGCUCCUCCAGCUGGUGGUGAAGAAGGUGGUAAAUCAGGUUCUCCAGGUGGUCAUAACACUGCUCCUCCAGCUGGUGGUAACCAAGCUACAACCACUGCUGCUCCAGCUGGCUCAACUGCCGGUAAAACUACUCCAUCAGUUUCAGCUACUCAAGGUGGUGGUGCUCCAGGUAAAAACGGUACUAGUCCAGGUUCUCCAUCUUCAAUUGCUGAACAAUCUGAAAAUGCUGGUAACGUUUUGAGUUCAGGUAAAUAUGCUGUUGUUGGUUUAGCUGCCGUUGCUGGUGCUUUGUUGAUCUAA
This is a messenger RNA of Hansenula anomala, 729 nucleotides long. RefSeq lists its product as uncharacterized. NCBI's taxonomy places the organism in Eukaryota, Fungi, Ascomycota, Saccharomycetes, Phaffomycetales, Wickerhamomycetaceae. The record is from RefSeq and is a predicted model, not a curated record. The coding region runs from base 1 to 729 and encodes 242 amino acids. Gene Ontology annotation, molecular function: structural constituent of cell wall. The transcript has a single exon. Gene Ontology annotation, cellular component: cell wall.